AUGCAGACCCGUCCCGGUACAGUGCUAUCGUGGCAAGACACUCCGCCUUUCCCUGCAUGCUUCUGUUGUCGCAGUCUUCACUUUUCCUCCAGUCUGCAGAGUGCCUGCUGCUGUCGCUGCUGUUGCUGCUACUUGAAGGAGCCCGUGGGCGGUGGCCGCAUAUUGGAUCCAGCGGCGCCGUUGGUGCUGAGAUGUAUUGAUCGAUGGACGGCGGAUGUCCUGAGUCACUUCUCCCAAGUUUCUGCGGACUGUGCGGAGGAGAUGCCCAUGCCAGUGCACAUGCCUUCAGACAGGUAUUUGGAUGGCCUCGACGAAGAGACUCGAGCAGCUGUGAUCCGAAAGUACGUUCCGCAGGAACAAUUUGGAGGAACAGCCGUCAUCUCAACACCGGCUGAAUGUGUGGAUCUGAUGAAGAAGUGGGAGGAGGUAUUUACUGGUCCCGAGUUUCAGUGCAGGAGGAAAGCGCUUUGGGACCGGCGGGACUUGUCCUUCCCUGCGCGAAUGAAAGAAACCAGGACGAUGGUGGCGGAGAGCCUUUCGAAGGUGCUCGAGCCAAUGGGGUUUGCUCCCGGAAAGCCUGGCUUGGCCCGCUGCAUCAAGCAGAUGCAGGUAUAUUGGUCCACCGACAAGGCUUGCGCCGACAAGACUCUGGACUGCCUUCCUGCACAGAGUGACUUUCCUGCUAGACUCGGGGACGCCUUGCUGAACCUCUCCAGGACUCUGGACGGCGAUGAGGUAUGGAGCCCAGAGAUUGAGGAGCUCGAGCUGAAAGGCUCGCACCUCCUUUCUCUCUUCGAUGGGUUGGAUUCCAGGACGACGGAGGUCAUCGUCAGCGCGCCGAACUUUGGGCAGGCAAAGUCCUUGCUGCUGGCAGCCUGCGAGGCUGCAGGUGCCCCAACUUUCUCCCCGGAAGAGGUGGAUGCUACAGCUGUCCGUGUGGUCGCCGAUUCCUUGAAGAGCCACAUUGGCAGAGAUGUCUGCGGCCACCGGGCGUCAGUGUCCGAGGAGCUGGGCUGUUUGAUGCUCACAUUGCGAGAUUUUCGCCGUCCGUUUGAUGAGCAGUUCAGCUCCGAGCUGGCUGGCUUGAUCGAAGAAUCCCUUUCGAGCGUGUCUUCCUUGUCCACGCUUGGCCUCGACUCAUCGAAGCCAGCGGUGAGCGCAGCAGCACGGAGGGAGGCCUAUGCAAGCCUAGGACUUGCAGCUGGUGCAGCUGGGACCGUGGUGACAGGAGGUAGUGCGCUCGUGGCUGUCGGCUUCGCAGCAGCAGCCGCAAGCCUCGGCGCGCAUGCUGCGAUGGGGCAGACAGACCCGACAAGCCCAGCAGUGGGCUGCGCCUUUGGUCGGGGAACUUCUAGAGACUUGCGAGUCAGCAGCGCUGCGGCGAUGCUGCGAGAGUUGUUGAAGACUGGGGUGGACCUGUCCUUGGUAGAUGAGCUCACGGACGAGGAGCGUGUCUUAGGCGGACAUUUAGCAGCUGUCAGGGUGAGGGAGGCGCAAGUUGUCGCUUCCGAAGACGACACACCUCCCACCUUGAUGGCCCCACUUGGUUUGCUCGUGAACAACGACAACCCGCUACUCACGUCCAUGAUUCUUGCAGCCAUGGCAUUGAUCACCGAUUCCAUAACCGGAGCUGGUGAGAUCAAUGGCUAUGUGCUUCGUUCGGCCUUGGACCUCGAGGAGCUUGCGGAUGUGAGCCUAGCAGACUUAGAACACCGUGUGCUUCACAAACUUGGGCUUGCUUUGAUUAUGCCGGAUGCCUCUGCAGCAGCCUUGCAGCAAGUAGGUUUGGCAGGCGUCAGCAACGCAAUUGCUGCUUGCUUCACGAAUCCGGUCGAUGUGGUGAAGGUGCGCAUGCAGUUGGCGGGCGUCUCCCAGAUCACUAGCUGCAAUGCCCAGACGGUGCUGGGAGCCGGCCGAAAACUCUGGCAACAGGAGGGCCCCACUGGCUUGCAGCGAGGACUGCGACCGUCAAUUCUGCGAGAGCUGUCCUACAGUGGCAUGCGGAUGGGCCUUUACGAGCCUGUCCGUGAGACGCUGGCAGGUAGAGGAGGCCAACAGGAGAAGAGGCAAAGAACUUCGCCGCUGGUGGUCAAGAUCCUGGCUGGUGCAAUCACAGGUGCCAUCGGCUCCGUGAUUGCAAAUCCCUUCGACCUGCUCAAGGUACGAAUGCAAGGAGGAGGCGCACAUGAAACUCCGGCUUCUGUGACCGAAGAGUUUACCAGCAUCGUCCAAAGCGGAGGACUCCGCGGACUCUGGCGUGGAGCCGGCCCCACUGUGCAAAGGGCAACCUUGCUCACGGCCUCCCAGGUACCCAGCUAUGACCAUGCCAAGCACACUCUUCUCGAUGUAGGCCUCGUGCGCGAGGGUUAUGUGUGCCACUUUGCAUGCAGCAUGCUGGCAGGGGUUGUUGCAGCGGCAGUCACAAGCCCCGUCGACUUGGCAAAGAGUCGGAUCAUGUCGCAGCCCCUGGACCCGGAGACACGGCGUGGCGCGCUUUACACAAACACCUUGGACUGUUGGAGGAAAACUGCAGCUGCCGAAGGCAUUGGAGCCUUAUUCCGAGGCUUCAACAUGCAGUGGAUGAGGCUUGGGCCUCACACGACGAUUUCUUUAAUGUGCUUCGAGCAACUCCGUUAUUUGGCUGGCAUGAACUUUCUGUAG
Messenger RNA from Symbiodinium sp. CCMP2456, 2661 nucleotides. The record is from the annotation of a GenBank genome assembly. NCBI's taxonomy places the organism in Eukaryota, Dinophyceae, Suessiales, Symbiodiniaceae.